UUUGGAAGACUGUGGAGUGUGAGCGGCGACCGGCGGCCCUGCGGUAGAACGGGGCUUCAGACCGUGCCGGACGUCGCCGAGCCCAGCGCUACCUGCCGAGGUCUCGCGCCCCAGAAGCCAGCGACCCCUCUGUGUUGCCAUGGGAAUUCAAGGUCUGGCCAAACUAAUUGCCGAUGUGGCCCCCAGUGCCAUCCGGGAGAAUGACAUCAAGAGCUACUUUGGCCGCAAAGUGGCCAUUGAUGCCUCCAUGAGCAUUUAUCAGUUCCUGAUCGCUGUUCGUCAGGGUGGGGAUGUACUCCAGAACGAGGAGGGGGAGACCACGAGCCACCUGAUGGGCAUGUUCUACCGUACCAUCCGCAUGAUGGAGAACGGCAUCAAGCCGGUGUACGUCUUUGACGGCAAACCACCGCAGCUCAAGUCAGGCGAGCUGGCCAAACGCGGUGAGCGGCGAGCUGAGGCAGAGAGGCAGCUGCAGGAGGCUCAGGCGGCCGGGGCCGAGGAAGAGGUAGAGAAAUUCACCAAACGGCUAGUGAAGGUCACUAAGCAGCACAACGAUGAGUGCAAGCAUCUGCUGAGCCUCAUGGGAAUCCCAUAUCUGGAUGCCCCCAGCGAGGCAGAGGCCAGCUGUGCUGCCCUGGUGAAAGCCGGCAAGGUCUACGCUGCGGCCACUGAAGACAUGGACUGCCUCACGUUCGGCAGCCCUGUGCUGAUGCGACACCUGACAGCCAGCGAGGCCAAGAAGCUGCCCAUCCAGGAAUUCCACCUGAACCGGAUUCUGCAGGAGCUGGGUCUGAACCAGGAGCAGUUUGUGGAUCUGUGCAUCCUGCUGGGCAGCGACUACUGUGAGAGCAUCCGGGGCAUCGGGCCCAAGCGGGCUGUAGACCUCAUCCAGAAGCACAAGAGCAUCGAGGAGAUCGUGCGGCGGCUUGACCCCAACAAAUACCCUGUGCCGGAAAACUGGCUCCACAAGGAGGCCCAGCAGCUCUUCCUGGAACCUGAGGUCCUGGAUGCAGAGUCUGUGGAGCUGAAGUGGAGUGAGCCAAAUGAAGAAGAGCUGGUCAAGUUCAUGUGUGGUGAAAAGCAGUUCUCUGAGGAUCGAAUCCGCAGUGGGGUCAAGCGGCUGAGCAAGAGCCGCCAAGGUAGCACCCAGGGCCGCCUGGACGAUUUCUUCAAGGUCACCGGCUCUCUCUCCUCAGCUAAGCGUAAGCAGCCAGAACCCAAGGGGGCUGCGAAGAAGAAGGCCAAGACUGGGGCAGCGGGGAAGUUUAAAAGGGGAAAAUAAAUGUAUCUCCCACAUCGUCCCUCUUUAACCCCAGAAUGUCUGCCUUAGACCCUCCCAAGAGCUAGAGCUAGCACCUUCCAUGGGGCGGGGAGGGGAUCCCAUUGCUUUGCCAGUGCUACCCUUCUCAAAUGCAUUUUUCCCCCCUUUUCACUUGAUUUUAUGGCAGGAAGGCCACGGAGUGCUUUUUAUUUUAUUUUCUUGGUUUAGCUCAGGAAAGUGUGUUAGGCUCAAGCCACUUCUCAGGCAGCUUAAUGGACACUGGACCCGUUGUUACAUGAAAAGUUUUAAAGAAAAAAGACAGCUAAACAGGCAUGAGUAUAUGGAGAGGCCUUCCUGGUUGGCCAGCUGUGGCUGAUGGGAAGGGAUGGCAGAACGUGCCUGCUUCUUUCUCAUCUACAACCUGCCUUCAAAGAGCCCUCAAGAAGGUCCUAGUCUAGCAGAUCGCAGAAAACAAGAGACAAGCAGAGCACAGUAGUCUGUCAUGGGUAAUAAAGGUUGGCUUACAGUGGCUGAGUUGAGCAGAAACUUGAACUUGCUAUUCAGAGGAGUAAAUGUUCUGUGGCCUCUUUGAGGCAUCUGCUGAGUUGAAACCUCGGGAUAAGACGUUGGUUUGCAUGUGCUGUUUUUGUUUUGAAGAUAGGAAGAGAAAAAUAAAUAAAAUUGCAUUAGUUGUCA
Messenger RNA from Dipodomys ordii (Ord's kangaroo rat), 1957 nucleotides. RefSeq names its product flap structure-specific endonuclease 1 (gene Fen1). Bases 140 to 1282 code for a protein of 380 amino acids. Gene Ontology annotation, molecular function: 5'-flap endonuclease activity; RNA-DNA hybrid ribonuclease activity; DNA binding. The transcript is spliced from 2 exons. Gene Ontology annotation, cellular component: nucleus. Lineage: Eukaryota; Metazoa; Chordata; Mammalia; Rodentia; Heteromyidae. The record is from RefSeq and is a predicted model, not a curated record.